Molecule: messenger RNA, 1608 nt
Organism: Harpegnathos saltator (Jerdon's jumping ant)
Lineage: Eukaryota; Metazoa; Arthropoda; Insecta; Hymenoptera; Formicidae
Product: probable low-specificity L-threonine aldolase 2
Exons: 5
Coding region: 188-1363 (391 amino acids)
Biological process (GO): glycine biosynthetic process; L-threonine catabolic process
Cellular component (GO): cytosol
Molecular function (GO): L-allo-threonine aldolase activity
Source: RefSeq, a predicted model, not a curated record
AAGGCGAGCAUAAACGGGCUAUCUCAAUCUCGCUCAGUGCGCCAAGCGUGUGAGAAAACAGAGAAAAUCGAGUAGUGGGGAUUUGAUUUGACAUAAAUUGAACGUGAAACGUCAUUCAUUGAAUGUCCGGUGCUGUCUGGGUUAUUUGAAACGACCUACCUAACGACUUAUCAGUCGCAGCGGCAACAUGUCCACGUACGGCGGUAUCAACGAAGGCAUUCAUGAUUACGCAAAGAAGACAAAUGCCAUUAUAGUUGAUCUACGAAGCGACACGAUCACAAAACCAACCAAAGCAAUGAGACAAGCCAUGUUUGAAGCAGAAGUAGGUGACGAUGUCUAUGAAGAAGAUCCUACAGUGAAAAAAUUGCAAAACAAGGCCGCGGAAUUACUCGGGAAAGAAGAUGCGCUCUUUGUCAGUAGCGGUACGAUGGGAAAUCUGAUAGCUAUUAUGAAUCACUGUGACGUACGCGGUAGCGAGAUCUACUGCGGCGAUAAGUCGCAUGUAUUUCAACACGAGCAAGGAGGUGCCGCACAAAUAGCCGGUGCGAGUCUCUAUGUCCUGCCGAACCAUGAUGACGGCACGUUCGACCUGAAGAAAUUAAAGAGCGUGAUUCGCAGCGACAAAUUGCACGAACCGAUUUCGAAACUGGUGGUCGUAGAGAACACGAUUAAUGGGAUAAUAGUACCUCAAUUGUGGAUCGAGGAGUUGGCUGUGAUGGCGAGGAAGCACAAUCUUAGGAUGCAUUUGGAUGGGGCGCGAUUAUGGAACGCUUCCAUUGCUUCGAAGAUCUCGGCGAAGGAUCUAGCGGCUCCGUUCGACUCGGUUACCUUUUGUCUGAGCAAGGGAUUAGGCGCACCGAUCGGCUCCGUGCUUUGCGGAAGCAAGAGCUUCAUCGCCGACGCGAAAAGGAAGCGGAAGGUUUUGGGCGGCGGGAUGCGACAGAUCGGUAUAAUCGCUGCGGCUGGGCUCGUCGCCCUGGAAGAAACGGUGCCGCAAUUAGAAGAGGAUCAUCGGAGAGCACUGACGAUUGCAUUGGCAAUCAAUAAGAUGAAUUCCAAGAUAUUCACCGUAGACACGAAGGCCGUAAAAACCAACAUAAUAUUCAUAAACAUGAACUCCGAGCAUAUCUCCGCGGUACAGUUCAUGAAAAGGCUCCAACAAGUGGAACAAGCCGAUAAGGAUGACAGGAUUAUAAUCCUCUGCCUCGCUUUGACCGAAACAUUGGUCAGAAUCGUUCUUCAUUACGACAUUGACGACUCGUUGAUGAAUGCUGCUAUAUGCAAACUAAAAUAUGUCAUCGAGGAGUUGACUGCUGUUGUCGAAGCACAAACUUCUUCCGGUUUGGAGUCUGCUAAAAAUUAACUGAUAAAAAGGUAAUAACAGUAAUGUUUCGUGUUAAAUAUAUAAUAGUGGAAAGUAUGUGACAAAAAUAAAACUUUUCAACAUACUAAUCGUUCUUAUCAAGAAAUAAUAAAGUAUUGCAGAAUCAAGUAUCAUAUCCAAACUUUUUCAUUUAUUUCCCCCGCCAAUAAUUCUUAUGGGCCUUUUACAAUAAUUCGUGUAAAAGCGUCGGUUGAUUGAACGCGAUUACCGACUAGUAACGAAAG